AGAACGAGCCAGCAGAUUACCGGGAGAGUGCGCGUGCUCUGAAAACACGAAUGGAAUUUCGAGUGGAAUUGAUUGCUGGCAUCAGCUAUUAACGAGAGUUUCAGGAUGCCCCCGAAUAACUCGAAGCCAGCUUGCACGAGCAGUGUGUUCCAAGGCUUUCCGGAAAGACCCUGUCUGAGUAAAAUCCAAGAUGAUAACUUCGGAAGAAUUCCCAAGCACCAGAACGCAGUUCUCCAAGAGGUCGCGAAGGCUCAUCUCGAGAGUUUUGACUGGGCGAUGGAGGAAGGUCUGGACUUGACUCUCGCAGAGAUCGAGCCCCUGGAGUUCAUGGUCGGCAAAUCGAGGGUCAAGAUCCGCGUUAGCAAAGCUGAGGUUCAUCCACCAGCUGUGAGCAAGAUGGCUGUCAACUGUAGAUCACUGCAGAUUUUCCCGAAAGAAUGCAGAAUCCGUCGCGUUACCUAUCGCGGUAGACUCGAACUACGCUUCGACUGGUGGCUGAAUGGAUUGAAGCAGGAACCGAUCACGAGAUCAUGCGGAGAGAUACCGAUAAUGGUCAAGAGCAGAAAAUGCAAUCUUCACGGUAUGAGUCCCGAUCAGCUCAUAGAGCGCGGAGAGGAGCUAGAGGAGUUCGGCGGAUACUUCGUGGUGAACGGCAAUGAAAAGGUCCUGCGUUUACUCAUCAUGCAACGACGCAAUUAUCCGAUCGCUAUGGCUCGGAAUGGAUGGAAGGGCAGAGGGUCGAUGUUCUCUGAGUUCGGCGUGUCUCUCCGUAGUUGUCGGAAAGACCACAGCAGCCAGAAUAUGGUCCUGCACUAUUUGACGAAUGGGACCGUGCAAGUCAUGAUCACGAACAGGAAAGAGCUCUAUUUCGUUCCUAUCGUUCUCUUGCUCAAAGCUCUAGUAGACAAGAGCGACUACGAGAUCUACAAAAGUCUGAUCAAAGGCUUCGAAGACGAUUCUUUCUACAAAGGCUGCAUCACCAAUAUGCUCCGACUCGUUCAGAAGGAGAAUAUCCUGACCCACCAGGACGCCAAGGAGUUCAUCGGAGACAAGUUCCGCAUCAAGGUUUACGUUCCCGAAUGGGCGACAAACUCCGACGUCUGCGACAAACUCCUCGAUCGAUGCGUCUGCGUUCAUCUCGACGACAAUGAGAGCAAAUUCAACUUGAUGUGCUUCAUGGUCCGGAAGCUUUUCGCGGCUGCGAAAAACAAAUGCGCUCUCGAGAGCGCUGACUCGACAAUGAAUCAGGAAAUUCUCCUCCCGGGCCAUCUAUACCUGAACGUGCUGAAGGAGAAGAUCGAAGGCCUCCUUCUCGGAGUCAAGUUGUCGACAGAAAAGAAACUCCAGAGAGGCGAUCCCAACCUGGCCAAUGUAAAUUACUCGUUCAUGUCCAACGCGCUAGGGAAUGCUGGGGAUCUUACGCAUGCAAUGAACUACUUCUUAUCUACGGGAAACUUGAUAUCCAAGAGUGGACUCAGCCUCCAACAAGUAUCGGGCUUCACUAUCAUCGCAGAGAAGCUAAAUUUCUGGCGGUACAUCGGUCACUUCAGAUGUGUGCAUCGAGGAUCUUUCUUCAUGCAGAUGCGCACCACAAGCGUUCGAAAACUUCUCCCGGAAGCCUGGGGAUUCCUAUGUCCUGUUCACACUCCAGACGGCGGGCCAUGCGGAUUGCUCUUGCAUCUGAGCGCCAUGUGCGAGAUUGUUGUCAAGCAGUAUCCAACGAAACCGAUCGUUGAGACUUUGGAGAACCUCGGUAUGAUAGAGGAGAACUCUCCCACCUCGUUGGAUUUCCGAGACAGCUACCAAGUCCAGUUGGAUGGUCGAUGUUUGGGCUGGAUCCACGAGGACGACGUGGAGAAGCUUCACGUGACGCUACGGUACCUGAAGGCGUCCGGGAAAAUCGCGCCCACUCUCGAGAUAUGUGUGAUCCCUCGAACAGAACAGAACUCUCUGUAUCCAGGCAUAUUCCUCUUCUCCACACCGGCUCGUAUGAUGAGACCCGUCCUGAACAACCGGACUCAGGCCGUCGAAUGGAUCGGAACUCUUGAGCAGGUUCACAUGGAUAUCUGCGUUGUUCCGGAAGAAGCGCACGAACUGACUACCCACCAGGAGCUCAGCGAGACAGCUAUGCUCUCGAUUCUCGCCAAUCAGAUCCCAUGGCCUGAUUUCAACCAGUCUCCGCGUAACAUGUAUCAGUGCCAGAUGGGGAAACAGACCAUGGGUUCCCCCAUGCACUCGUAUAGGAAUCGGGCAGACAACAAAUUGUACCGUUUGAUGAAUCCGCAGAGCGCGCUCGUGCGUCCAACGGCCUACGACCACUAUAAAAUGGACGAAUAUCCAUCAGGUACAAACGCUAUUGUGGCCGUCAUAUCCUACACCGGCUACGACAUGGAAGAUGCGAUGGUUCUCAAUAAGAUGAGCGUGGAGCGCGGCUUCAAAGCCGGCUGUGUAUAUAAGACUGAAACAGUCAACCUGAGGAAACUCGCGGGCGACGUAGGGGUGCAGACAUCCUGUGUCUUUGGGAGGAAGGCGGGCGACGAAGCUCUGGCCAAGUUCGUAGACUACGACGGACUUCCCUAUAUUGGAAGUAGGGUCGUACAUGGGGAUCCUGUUUGUUGUUACAUCAAUCUGACCACGGGUCAGCUCAAAGUCGUGAAAUACCACUCAAGUGAGCCGGCUACGAUAGUCGAAGUGAAGAUAUUGGGCAACGACUGCGGGACGGAUACGCUGCAGCAAGUUCAGUUCACCUACCUCAUCGACCGAACGCCAAUGAUCGGCGACAAGUUCGCUUCAAGGGCUGGACAAAAAGGUGUCUGUUCGACUCUGUGGCCGACAGAAAACAUGCCUUUCACGGAAAGCGGGAUGGUUCCCGAUAUAAUCUUCAAUCCUCAUGGUUUUCCGUCUCGUAUGACAAUAGGUAUGAUGGUCGAGUCUAUGGCUGGGAAGUCGGCGGCGCUCCACGGAUACGUUCACGACGCGAGUCCCUUCAAAUUCUCGGAGGACGAUCCGAGCUCCGAGUAUUUCGGAGAGCUCUUGCAGAAAGCAGGAUUCAAUCACCACGGCACUGAACGAAUUUAUUCCGGCGUCGACGGACGAGAAAUGGACGCCGAUAUUUUCUUCGGCGUCGUAUACUACCAGCGAUUGCGGCACAUGGUCGCGGACAAGUACCAAGUGCGGACUACAGGACCGAUCGACUCGUUAACCAGACAGCCUGUGAAAGGUCGUAAGCGGGGAGGUGGAAUCCGUUUUGGGGAGAUGGAGAGAGAUUCCUUGCUUGCGCACGGGACCGCUUUCCUGUUGCAAGACCGACUAUUCAAUUGUUCCGAUAAAACGCUCUGCCAGGUCUGCGCCGCAUGCGGAAGUGUCCUGUCCCCGGUGUACAUGAAGCCAGAGCAAUCGGUCGUACGCAUCUGGACUUGCUCGGAUUGCAAGAGCUCGAAGGAUAUUGUCGUCAUUCCGAUACCCUAUGUAUUCAGGUACUUGGUUGCUGAGCUCGCUUCGGUCAACAUGAAGAUCAAGCUUGACGUCAAAUCUCUCGAAAGAUACAAAGAGAUUGAAUAAACUAUAUUUUUCUCCGUUGA
This is a messenger RNA of Galendromus occidentalis (western predatory mite), 3581 nucleotides long. It is a transcript of the gene Polr1B, whose product is annotated as RNA polymerase I subunit Rpl135. Lineage: Eukaryota; Metazoa; Arthropoda; Arachnida; Mesostigmata; Phytoseiidae. The coding region runs from base 106 to 3561 and encodes 1151 amino acids. The transcript has 10 exons. Gene Ontology annotation, cellular component: nucleus. The record is from RefSeq and is a predicted model, not a curated record. Gene Ontology annotation, biological process: DNA-templated transcription. Gene Ontology annotation, molecular function: DNA-directed RNA polymerase activity; DNA binding; ribonucleoside binding.